This is a messenger RNA of Nicotiana tabacum (common tobacco), 2409 nucleotides long. The record is from RefSeq and is a predicted model, not a curated record. NCBI's taxonomy places the organism in Eukaryota, Viridiplantae, Streptophyta, Magnoliopsida, Solanales, Solanaceae.
UCAGUUGUCAAUAUUUCAGCAUGGGUUUACGGCCUACAAAGGGAGUACUUCUUCAUGGCCCACCUGGAACUGGAAAGACUGCUUUAGCGCGAUUAUGUGCUCAUGAAGCUGGUGUAAACCUAUUCUCUGUCAAUGGGCCUGAAGUAAUUAGUCAAUAUUAUGGCGAAAGUGAACGGGCACUGAACGAGGUCUUUGAUUCAGCGAGUCAAGCAGCUCCUGCCGUGGUCUUCAUUGAUGAGUUGGAUGCCAUUGCGCCUGCUCGUAAAGAUGCAGGUGAAGAGCUUUCCCAAAGAAUGGUAGCUACAUUGUUAAACUUGAUGGAUGGAAUAAGAAGAGCUGAUGGAGUACUUGUUAUUGCUGCAACCAAUCGACCUGACAGUGUGGAACCAGCUCUUAGACGACCUGGAAGACUUGACAGGGAAAUUGAAAUAGGCGUGCCAUCUGCCAGACAACGGUAUGAAAUACUACAUACACUGAUGAGUGAAAUGGAACAUGCUCUUCUGGAAAAGGAUGUUCAAGACCUUGCAACAGCUACACAUGGUUUUGUGGGCGCUGAUCUAGCUGCUCUGUGCAACGAAGCAGCUUUGAAUUGUCUUCGUGAACAUGUUGAGUCAAAGACAUGCUUUGGCAAUACUCAUAGUAAACCUUCAAUUCGAGCAUUUGAUGGACGCCUUGGCAGGAAUGGUACCCAUUACUUGCGAGAUAAUAAAGACCUCUCUUCUGACAGUGAUUUCGAGGGUGCAUCUUCAUCUAUUUCAGAAGCAUGUAUCUCAUCAGAUAUUCCAAGAAACUUUACUUGCAUGGAACAAACAGACACUCUUAGGAUCACUUAUAAGGAUUUUGAAAAGGCUAGAAUGAAAAUAAGGCCAAGUGCCAUGAGAGAGGUUAUACUUGAGGUUCCAAAGGUAAGCUGGAAUGAUGUUGGAGGACAGAGGGAGGUGAAGAUGCAGCUCAUAGAAGCUGUUGAAUGGCCUCAGAAACACCAGGAGGCUUUCAAGCGCAUUGGCACUCGUCCCCCUACUGGAGUUUUGAUGUUCGGUCCUCCAGGAUGCAGCAAAACAUUGUUAGCUCGUGCAGUUGCUUCCGAAGCAGGGUUGAACUUUCUUGCAGUGAAGGGCCCUGAGCUUUACAGUAAAUGGGUGGGGGAAUCAGAAAAAGCUGUCAGAACUUUAUUUGCAAAGGCUAGGGCAAAUGCUCCCUCAAUUAUAUUUUUUGAUGAAAUAGAUGGCCUUGCUGUUGUACGUGGCAAAGAAAGUGAUGGGGUUUCUGUGGCAGAUCGGGUCAUGAGUCAACUUCUUAUUGAAUUAGAUGGUUUGCACCAGAGAGUUAAUGUCACUGUUAUUGCUGCAACAAAUCGGCCAGACAAGAUUGACCCUGCUCUUCUAAGACCAGGACGCUUUGAUCGAUUGCUGUAUGUCGGACCUCCAGAUAAAAAAGACAGGGAGGCAAUAUUCCACAUACAUUUGCAGAAGAUGCCAUGCAGUUCUGACAUAUGCAUUAAAGACCUAGCUCGGCUAACGAGCGGCUGUACUGGUGCUGACAUAUCUCUGAUAUGUCGUGAAGCAGCUAUUGCAGCAAUUGAAGAAAGCCUUGAUGCCUCUGAAAUAACAAUGAAACAUCUGAAGGCCGCCAUUAGACAAGUGCCUCCAUCUGAAGUUCAUUCAUACCAAGAAUUAUCAAAUAGGUUUCAGAGGCUUGUGCACUCAAACUCUGUGAAAGACGAUUAGUGUCACCAAUGAUUGCUUAUACAGAUCUAGUCGAAUUCCAUGCUGCCAUCUGGAUUAUGAUUGGAGUUUUUGCACAGAUGGAUGCUGUUGCCAUUGUUCACAUAUGCUGCCCUUCACGAAUCUGCAUCCCAUGUUAGCUCCAGCAAUAUACAGCAGGAAGAACUUGACGUAUUUGGAAUUGAUCUCCAAAAGCUGUUGAUUUAGAUGCAUCAAGGGAAAGUCCGUUCUGUAUAGUGAAGGUCAUGUACUUCUGGUUGCAGAAGCCAUCAAUAGCAAAGCCAGAAUGAGUUCUAUUGGUCACUACAGCGAGGGCAAUGUUUCAGGAAUUGAUAUUUCAGUCUGAUCCUUCAACAGAUCGUUUGCAAUCAAGGCUUCCAUACUCAUGAAAUGUUUGAUUUGAUGCUCCACUAUCGGUAUACUUCUGGGGUUUGACAAGAAAACCAGAAGUCUGCAGCAUAUACAAUGCAGUUUCAUUUGUUCAUGGUAUCUUUUGUAUUAUGCAUAAACAUUUUUGUUAGCUAUAUACAACCAAAGUGGGUUACAUUAAUAUUCUGAUUGAACAGGUCUUUCACAUCCUUUAUGUGUAAGGCCAAAUCACAGAUUAGCUAAUAUUGAUUGGUGAUGUUUUCACUAGUGGAUUGUCCAAUUUGGAAGCAGGUAUCUUAAAAGAUGUUGCUAGUGA